AUGGCUCACGCAACUCCCAAAGCUUUGCAGACACAGAUGCAAAUCCAUCCCAAGGACCGCCCACGAUACACCUCGGACCAGAUACAGAAAUAUCUCGACCGGAUCAGCCUUCCCAAAAAGUUCCGCGACUUUGCAGUGCUCAACGACCCAAAACUAGCCCGCACGAAAGAACAUGGCCUCCCAUUACUGCAAGGUCUGGUCCGCUACCACGUCUGCAAUAUUCCCUUCGAGAAUCUGGAAAUCCACUACUCCAAACACCGGACCAUCUCCCUCGACAUGCACGAUCUGUACCACAAGUUCGUCGAACAGGGCUUGAAGCAUGGGAGAGGCGGUAGAUGUAUGGAGAAUAAUGGUUUCUUCGGCACGGUCCUGCGCUCUCUAGGUUACGACGUAAGGAACUGUGGCGGGCGGGUCAGUAGGAUGAUGUCCUCUGAUCCUGAAGUACGAGAGAAGCAGGGUGAGACGUAUGAUGGGUGGAAUCAUAUGCUUAAUCUCGUCCGCCUCGACAAAAAGUGGUUCGUGGUGGAUGUAGGUAUGGGUGUUUUCGGCCUAAAUAUCGUGGUGCCGCUUGAGGAUGGGUAUGAGUGUGAGUCUAUCGCUCCAAGACGAGUGCGGUUGCAGCGACGUGUGAUCCCUGAACAUGCGGCUGCGGAUGGGGAUCUGGGAGAGGCGGAGAAAAUGUGGUGUUACGACUCCUGCUUCGAUCCCUCAGCCUCACCUCAAGUCUGGGUACCGACGUAUUGUUUCACUACCUUGGAAUUUCUGCCACAGGAUUACGAGAUGAUGAGUUGGUAUACCUCUACUAAUCCGCGCUCCUUCUUCACGUAUCUGGUGCUAUGCAUGAAGAUGGAAAUGGAUGAGGCUGGGGAGAAGAUUAUCGGGGAUGUGAGUCUGCUGAAAGAUAGUGUCAGACGAACGCAUGGGCCAUUAUUAGGAGGCAGGAAGGAGGUGCUGAGGACGUGUAAGACGGAGCAAGAACGCAUUGAAGCACUGCAAGAGGUUCUGGGCGUGGACUUGACUGAAGAGGAGCGGGAGAAUAUUCGGCCGGAGACAGCGUUGGGUGGGUGA
Recurvomyces mirabilis is the source of this 1068-nucleotide messenger RNA. RefSeq lists its product as uncharacterized. NCBI's taxonomy places the organism in Eukaryota, Fungi, Ascomycota, Dothideomycetes, Mycosphaerellales, Teratosphaeriaceae. Gene Ontology annotation, molecular function: acetyltransferase activity. The transcript has a single exon. Bases 1 to 1068 code for a protein of 355 amino acids. The record is from RefSeq and is a predicted model, not a curated record.